Messenger RNA from Aspergillus bombycis, 1365 nucleotides. RefSeq lists its product as uncharacterized. Gene Ontology annotation, molecular function: orotidine-5'-phosphate decarboxylase activity; orotate phosphoribosyltransferase activity. The transcript has a single exon. Gene Ontology annotation, biological process: pyrimidine nucleobase biosynthetic process; UMP biosynthetic process. Bases 1 to 1365 code for a protein of 454 amino acids. NCBI's taxonomy places the organism in Eukaryota, Fungi, Ascomycota, Eurotiomycetes, Eurotiales, Aspergillaceae. The record is from RefSeq and is a predicted model, not a curated record.
AUGGAAGGCUCAACAUUUGAAUCCCCUUCCUUCCUGGGAAAUCGUUUAAUCUCCUACCUUCAGACCCUAACGACGGCUAAGAAGGGAUUGCCAUUUGGUCUUCCUGUUUGCGUGUCUCCUUCCCACACCAUCACUACCACAGAUGCUCUGCUACAACUAGCAUCGUCCGUUGGCCCACACAUUGCAAUUCUCCAGAUCCACGCGGAUAUUAUUGACGACUGGUCCGACGAGACAGCUCGCCAAUUGACCUCCUUAGCCAAGAAACAUGGAUUUUUGUUGUGGGAGUCUGGCCGCAUUCUCAAUGCUACCGUCGAUAUUGUUGGCAGACAGAAAACCGAGUCAAGAGAAGUGAAGAAUCAGCUAGUGGACUUGAUCCGGAAGAAAUACACGAAAGGUGUCAUAAAGGAAGCUUCGUGGGCUGUUUUGGGAACUGCAUGGGCCUCAGGAGUGGCAGUGGGUAACCAGGAGGCUGAUAUCUUGAUCCCGACCCUAAAAGCUGCCGCUCGAGAGGCUGUGGCGGACGCGGUGCAGACCAUCAAGACAGAAAUUACAGCCAAUAACCCAAGUGAACGCCCAUCCACUGGCCAUGAAUCAAUAGCUUUCGGGGAUAAUGAUGCUACUUCACAUCUUUCUGAAUACGCGGUUUGCGACACCAGCGGUCUAGCACUUCCGCCCCGAAAAGCCUCGACUAUAUCUCUUACCCAGACGAUCACACAGCAUACGGAGGAUGUAAUAGAAUCGCCUACGGACUCUGGAGUUUAUGAACGGAAGGAAAGCUUUCAAAGCGCAGCCUCAAGUCUAUUUGUUAUCAGUGAAGAUAUUCCGCCUCCACCUCUUCUGGCACGUGGCCUUGUCCUGUGUCUGCCGUCCAGUACCGAUUCCUCUUUUAAGUCCGAUUACAGAAAGAGUUGUUUGGCAGCAGCACGCGCGAAUCAAGAUUUUGUGAUUGGAUUUAUAUGCGGUGAGCUAUGGCAUCUUGUUUCUCAGAGAAACGAUAUAUUCGACACCGAGUCUCUGGUGCACGAAGAAGACCAACAACAACCUAGUCCCUAUGCUUCAGAUGAGGAGGAGCCUCGGCCGUGCCUGGCGCUAUUCUCGCAUGUUCCCCCAAGGCUCAACCUUAUAGGGAACGCUAAUCUUGAAGAUCAUGACGAGGAAAAUGGAAUGGAUGAGAUGAGCUGCUCUGCGAUGAAGGCAUCCCAGGCAGACACCACGAAUCUACCGUCCAUGAAGCUUUUCUACAGUAUAGCACAUGCACUAAAGCUUCGAGAAGCGUCCACCAAGGACAAGCAAAACGGGUAUACCGGCACAAGUAACCAGAAUGAAUACGAGAUCCUGCACAUCCCUGUUGUAUCUUUGCCUUAG